GUAUAACUUCAACAAAACGUACUCAACAUGGCGAUUCAUCAUCUCUUCUUCCUUUUCCUAUCCAUCAGUUUAAUUUAUGGUGUUCGUUCAACGGUGUUCACAAUAAAAAACAAUUGCCCAUACACCAUUGCACCAGGCACUUUGACCAGUACUGGAACACCAGUGACAACAGGAUUUGAACUGCCACCCCAAGCCUCAAACUCCAUUAACAUGACGCCAUCAUGGUCUGGUCGAGUAUGGGCUCGGUUCGGCUGUUCAAACAAUGGCGGAAGAUACAGUUGCAGCAGCGGAGAUUGUGGUUCUGGUCAAGUAGAAUGCAACGGUGCUGGUGCAGCCCCACCUGCAACCCUAGUUGAGUUCACCUUAGCAGAUGCGAGUUCUACAGACUUUUACGAUGUUAGCCUUGUUGAUGGUUUUAAUCUACCGGUUUCUGUGGUUCCACAAGGCGGGGGUUGUCCAACCACCGAUUGUCCUGUUGACAUAAAUGCUAGCUGCCCAUCAGAGUUGGCUGUGAAGGAUGGAUCCGGUAGCACAAGCGGGUGCAAAAGUGCAUGCCUGGAGUUUAACGAGCCGCAAUACUGUUGCACUGGCGCCAACAAUACACCGGAGACAUGCCCGCCAUCUAAUUAUUCCAAGUUUUUCAAAAAUCUUUGCCCAAAGGCUUAUAGUUAUGCCUACGACGAUAAGUCAAGCACUUUUACGUGCCCUACCGGGCCUGAUUAUCUCAUUACAUUCUGCCCUUGAUGUAUUAAUCAUAUAUAUCGACAUAAAAUAUCUG
This is a messenger RNA of Lactuca virosa, 778 nucleotides long. NCBI's taxonomy places the organism in Eukaryota, Viridiplantae, Streptophyta, Magnoliopsida, Asterales, Asteraceae. The record is from the annotation of a GenBank genome assembly.